Molecule: messenger RNA, 1264 nt
Organism: Amoebophrya sp. A120
Lineage: Eukaryota; Dinophyceae; Syndiniales; Amoebophryaceae
Source: the annotation of a GenBank genome assembly
CGAAUCUCAACCACCUUAUUGGACUCCUCGGACAGCGAGGAUGAUUUUCCUAUUGGCCAACACCUGAAAAAUCGAGGGCGACCACACGAUGAUGUUACUCAAGAAGAAGAUGAACGCGAGGAAGAGGACAUAGCAGUACCUACCGGUCGUGGGGGAGUAUUGUCUACUGGUUCUUCGGAGAUUAUGAAGCCACCCGGUCGUUGUACCAGCACAGAUCCGGCUACAGACGAGGAUGAACAAUUUGUCUACGAGGAGCAGGUGGAGUUUCUAGACGAAAAUGGAAACACGAGUGUGGUCGAGACCACGAUGAUUGGCGGCACGGUGGAUGAGCGGAUCAAUAAAGUAAAAGCUGAUCGAGUCGAGGACAACGAUAAUGGAAAAAAACAGGGAGGCGGUCCUAACAAGUGCUCAGACGAGAGAGCCCAAAACCUUGUAAAGAGCAACGACCAUGUAGAAGGUCUUGCACGACCGCGGCCGACGUCGGCUUCUGUUCUUGCUGAGGAAGAUGUUGGCCAUGGUGCAAAUAGUGGCAAAACAACAGCUCGUCGUGCUGGUGCUUCUCCUUCAAACAAGGCAAACCCGGCGACGAGGACCACGUCUGACGAGAUGGGAAGUGUUGCAUCACCUCAGCUCCUUUCUGCCCUAUCGUACGAGCGGCGGGAAAGCUGUGCACGCGCGGCAGUGCCGAAGCCGUUGGAUCCGGACGAGGGUGAUGUUGUGUUUGACGAAGAUCAACCGGACGAUGUGCUGCCGGUGGUCACAGGUAAAGCUCCUCCUACACGGAAUUCCUUGGCGGGCAAUGCGAAGGGAUCAUCCCGCCCUCGAAGUGAAUCUGGUGAAGAUUCUCCUGGAGAAGGGCGGGACCAACGGGAGAAGAGUACUACAGCAAAAGCUGUGUCCACCCAGCGGGAGUUCGACGGAUCUAAGAGGGAGGAGGAGUUGGAUGAGGAGGAUGAAGACCCGAUCAGCCCCUUGCUGCCAGCCGUGCCACGUGGCCCGGGUGCAGCAGCAGGUGCCAAUCACGAAAAGGUGGACCAUGCGGUAGCUGCUAGAAAACCUGCUGCCGAAAGAACUGAGGAGGUGCAGAAGGGUGAAAAAGACAAAGCAAAAUACAACGAGGUGGACAUGAAGAUCGCUGAUGCAGGGGACAAUUACACGAUGGUGAUGGACGAUGGCAGCCCGAGCAGCCCCAAGGAGCAGGCAGUCCGGCAGCGACAGGAUGGAAUCAAGGACAGCCGGGGGGGUGGACGAGGCGAGACAGAAG